Striga hermonthica is the source of this 855-nucleotide messenger RNA. Lineage: Eukaryota; Viridiplantae; Streptophyta; Magnoliopsida; Lamiales; Orobanchaceae. The record is from the annotation of a GenBank genome assembly.
AUGAUGCCUAGGUGGGGCAGAGCUUUGAUCCAGUUAAGUAGGGUUAGCAAUUUUAAGAAAAGUGCUGAUUUUGUGAGGAGGGAUUUGUAUGCUCGCUCGUUUCGUAACUAUGCAAAGGUUGCGGCUGCUAACGCGGAGCCAAGUGUUGAGUCUGAUACCACUAAACCUGAGGUGAACCUUAACAAGAUGUUCUGGUCCAAGCCAUGUUCAAUAGCAUUAGCGCCUGAUUCACCAAAUAGGAUCGAAGAACCACAAUAUGAGGGCAUGAAGCGAUUAAUCCUUAAGUUGAUGCUAUUCUACAGUAAACAAAGCCAGCACAUCCGUUGGGCUAAUGCUAUUUACAGCCGUGUGACAUAUCAAGUUGAUAGACCGGCUAUAUAUGACGUGUUUAGCUUGGAGACGACAUUCAGAACAACAUUUUCAUUGCUUGUGCUCCAUAUGUGGCUUUGUCUACGUCGCCUCAAGGAAGAAGGAAAAGAAGGUGUUGAGUUGGGGCAAUACAUAUAUGAGAUAUUUAAUCAUGAUCUGGAACUGAGGGUGUCUAAGGCUGGGGUGAAUUUACUGCUUACCAAAUGGAUGAAGGAGUUAGAGAAGAUAUUCUAUGGAAAUAUUGUUGCUUAUGAUACCGCCAUUGGGAAUCAGGAUGAACUGCAAAAUGUUAUUUGGCGGAAUGUGUUCUCGGAUGAGGGAGCAUCUAAACCAAGUGAGGGUGCCUUACCGUUUGUCCAGGCAAUGACAAGGUAUGUUCGUCGGGAAGCAAGCUGUCUAUCAUUAACAGAUAAAGAAGCCAUAUUAUCGGGAAACUUCAUGUUCACGUCAUUGGAGGGUUCAAGUGCUAAUACAGUGAAGAAGUAA